CCCCACCUCCCAAUCCCGCUCUCCUUGUGAAAUUUAGUCUUGGGGUCCCAAAAUUUGGCUACUCUUUUUUUGGGUCAUAAAUAUCUUCCCGCCUAAAGCAAAAACCAAUCGACACCCAUGUACACCACCUGCUUCCAUUUCUUUCAAUGGUAACACCUUUUAAACCUCAAUUACUUGUAUGAUUUUUAUGUUUUUUUUAAAAAAAGAACAUUUUUAUAGGUUUUGGACUUUACAAAAUGGCAGGGUGGUCGAAGAGAGUUGAUGGGUCAGGUCUAGAAAGUUACAGGGAACCUGAAAUUGUUACAAUACUUGAUAAGCAGCUUCUUGUUAAUACUGAAGAUUUUAAGACUAAACUGUUAAAAGAGGUUAAUGGGUGUUUGUGUUUUAGGCCAUUUCCUCCAAUGCUUGGUGAUGGGAAGACAGUUGAUUUGUGGAAGCUGUACUUAGUUGUGAGGGAGAAAGGUGGGUACGAUAGGGUUUGUAAUAGUCGGUCUUGGGGUGUUGUAGCUAAAGAGUGUGGUUUUGAUUCGACUUCCGGUUUGGCUUUGAAGUUGGUAUAUGUUAAGUAUUUAGCUGCAUUGGACAGAGCAAUGCUGAGUCUUGAGCAACCUGAUAAUAAUGAAAAGAGUGAGGUUAGGAAGAGUGGUGCCUCGGGUUUUAGUGGCGUUCGGAUGGACCUUGAGCUGGAUUUGAAGGAGGUUUUGAUGAAAAUUUCUGAUGAAAAGAAGAAAGAUAAGGUGUAUGCAAAUAUUGACUUGAGCAAUGGUGUUGAGGUUCAGGAUUUUGUUGGUUUGGUUAGAUGUUCUGAGAAUUUCGUUGGAAAGCAAAGUUUGGACCACAAUGAUUGUGAUGUAAAGGGCAUGGAUGAAAGAAUGAGUGUUGUCUAUGAUGAAGAAGACUCGAAGUUUGUGAAAAGAAAUGGAGACAUUCAACGUGAUACAGAUGACAUCGGGCUAACAAAGUCUAGUGAGGAUGAGGAAGAUGGCAUUACUAGGAAGAGGAAGUAUAGUGAUGAAAAGAUGAGCGUCUAUUAUGAUGAUGAACAAUUGAAUUUUGUGAAUGAAAACGGAGAUGUUCAGUGUGGCGGAGAUGAUAUUGGGCUGAGAAAGUCUAGUGGGGAUGAGGAAGAUGGCAGUACUAGGAAGAGGAAGCGAGAGUCUAACUUGGGCAUGCUCAAGUGGGUUACUGAACUUGCAAAGGAUCCUUGUGAUCCUGCCAUUGGACAUCUGCCGGAAAGAUCUAAGUGGAAGUCUUAUGGGAAUGACGUUGUUUGGAAGAAGGUUCUUUUGUUAAGAAAGGAAAUGGUUUUGGAAAGGAAUGUGGAUACAAGUACUCAGUACUCCAUAUGGCAGCACAAACAGAAAAUGCAUCCAUCUAUGUAUGAUGAUAAUAGUGGGUCUGAGCGAGUAAGGUGCAGUCAAAGGGUCGUAUCUGCAAAAGAUUCUUCGAAAAAGACCCAGCUUUUAUCAACAACAUCACUAUCAGCUUCUCAUAUCAAUGAAACUCUGAUUGAUGGACCUACUGACUCUUCUGCCGAGUCAGGAGUUUGGUGGAACCGUCGCCGUAAGAAACUAGUAUCGAUUGGGUCAGAGUUUCAAGCGGAUAUUCCAGAAUGGAAAAAUGACAUCUAUGAAUCUGACUCUAAAUGGUUGGGCACCCGAAUCUGGCCGCUGGAUAAAAAUGAACAGAACAGAAUGUUACUAAUCGAAAGAGAUCCUGCUGGGAAAGGAAGGCAAGAUACAUGUGGCUGUGAAUAUCCAGGUUCUUUUGACUGCAUCAGGUUUCACCUUUUUGAGAAAACAAGGAAGGUUAAAUAUGAGCUAGGAUCCGCUUUUUAUCACUGGAAAUUUGCCUGCAUUGGUGAAAAGGUUGCACUCUCUUGGACAGGAGAAGACCAACAGAAAUUCCACGAUAUAGUGAAAUUGAGCCCUUUGUCUGAGGAUGAGAGUUUCAGUUUCUGGCCUGAACUUUUUAAGGUCUUUCCUCACAAAAGCAGGGAAUCUUUGGUGAGCUACUAUUUUAAUGUCUUCCUUCUACGGCGAAGAGGUCAGCAGAAUAGGAUGAAUGCAAGUGACAUUGACAGUGAUGAUGAUGAAUCAGGGUGUGGACCUAGGUCUAUUUGUUUUGGCCGGGAUAAGUUCUCCAUCUUGUGUUCCCCGAAGAAAGCACAUCUAGAUCCUAAAUAGUAACCGAAGGUUGAUCACCAUUAAUGGCCUUGUUCAGAAAUGUAAAUUUGGAGGAGUCUUGUUCUUUCUUUGUUUCAGUAAUUUUAUGGGUUGGUGGAUAUUGGGGGUUUAAGGGUGGUUUACGGAUAUCAAUUUUUGAUCUACAUUUCUCAAUGUACACAGUUUACACUCCCUGUAGAGUUAGCAGUGCUUGAAUCAGAAAGAAACAAGACUGCUAGGAGCACACAUUUUUCACCCCAACAGCAAAGUCUUUUGAGUUUAUAUAUAUACAUGCUGCUCUUAAUUAAA
Molecule: messenger RNA, 2474 nt
Organism: Nicotiana tabacum (common tobacco)
Lineage: Eukaryota; Viridiplantae; Streptophyta; Magnoliopsida; Solanales; Solanaceae
Product: AT-rich interactive domain-containing protein 1-like
Molecular function (GO): DNA binding
Source: RefSeq, a predicted model, not a curated record